This is a messenger RNA of Nicrophorus vespilloides, 1632 nucleotides long. RefSeq names its product arf-GAP with dual PH domain-containing protein 1-like. The transcript has 5 exons. NCBI's taxonomy places the organism in Eukaryota, Metazoa, Arthropoda, Insecta, Coleoptera, Silphidae. Gene Ontology annotation, cellular component: plasma membrane; intracellular membrane-bounded organelle. Gene Ontology annotation, biological process: positive regulation of GTPase activity. The coding region runs from base 169 to 1335 and encodes 388 amino acids. Gene Ontology annotation, molecular function: phosphatidylinositol bisphosphate binding; GTPase activator activity. The record is from RefSeq and is a predicted model, not a curated record.
GAGGACGAAGAAACGGCAUGAAGUUGUUGUGCGUUGAAUGUGUGUUCAAAACAUGUCAAAUGCAGGCAUCGUUUUAAAAAUGGACGACGUUAAAUGGUCAUAGUUUCCCUGAUUUGUGAAUUUGUUGAAUUAUGUGCAUGGCUUUCUGAUCUCUGAUCAAGCAUCGGGAUGGCAGAUAGGAACGAGAAGGUGCUCGUUGAGCUGCUGAAACAUGCUGGGAACAACGUGUGCGCCGAUUGCGGCAGCAAAAAUCCCGAAUAUGCUUCCUACAAUAUUGGUAUAUUCAUAUGCACUAGAUGUUCAGGUGUGCACCGCAGCAUGGGUGUGCACAUCAGCAAGGUGAAGCAUCUGAAGUUGGACAGGUGGGAGGAUUCCCAAGUGGAACGCAUGAAGGAGGUGGGCAACAAUGCUGCAAGGCAGAAGUAUGAGGAGAGGGUGCCACCCUGCUACAGGAGACCAAAAGAAAAUGACCCACAGGUGUUGAUUGAACAGUGGAUUAAGGCCAAAUAUGAGAGGGAAGAGUUCAGUCAUCCAGAAAGACAGUGUUACAUAAGUGGCUCGAUGCAGGGAUUCCUGAUGAAGAGAGGUAAGGAGGACAGCAGGUAUCAUCCAAGGAAGUUCGUGCUGUCCGAGUCCGAUGAUACGCUAAAGUACUUCGUGCGGGAGAACCGCGAUCCAAAGGCUAUACUGCGCGUUUCGGAGAUCAACGUCGUCUUCGCUCCGGAGAAGAUAGAUUAUCCGUCUUCGCUGCAGAUCACGUUCCUGAAGGACGGUACGACGAGACACAUCUACCUGUACCACGACGAUCCAGAGGUGAUCACGAAUUGGUACAUGGCAAUAAGAUGCGCGAAGCUGCACCGGUUGCAGGUCGCGUAUCCAGCCUGCAGCGAGUCCGAGCUCGUAGGUUAUUUGGCCGAGGACUUUUCCAAGGAGGGCUGGUUAUGGAAGACCGGUCCCCGACCUACCGACGGUUUCAAAAAGCGCUGGUUCACUUUAGACAAUAGGAAACUUAUGUAUCACGACGAACCGUUAGAUGCACAUCCAAAGGGAGAAAUAUUUAUUGGACACGCCUUAGAUGGUUAUGGAGUAAGAAUAGGCGUGUCGGCGGGAGUGAAGGAGCACCAAGGUUUCACGUUCACUUUAACCACGCCCGAAAGGGCGUAUAAUCUGUCGGCGAGCUCCGAGAACGAUCGGGAUCAGUGGAUCCAGGUCAUCGAGAGGGUCAUAGAGCGACAGAUGACGCCCCAAGAUAAUUUAAAAUUCUUUGCAGUAUCCGCGCGGCUGAUCAGGAAAAGGGCGAACACCAACUCGAUAAAUAUGUUCUUACCGAGGUAGUCGUCGCAUGACAGACAUAUCACUCUUUUCCAAAAAGUAAACUAAAAACACACCCAAUAAAAGAAUCAUCAUCACUUCUCGCCUAGUCCCACUUCUCCGACGCCACCCACUUUCCACAACCAACCUCCGUCAUAAAACUAUCAAAACAUCGGCAACAGCAAGACAAGAAAAAAAAAACUAUUAUAAUUAAUAAUAUUAUUACACUAAAAUCGUCUUCAUUAUUUAGUUUUUGUUUAAAUACUCAAUCAUUUUAUCAUAUACUGUACUAUAUAAGAAUAAACAAUACGAAAACCAAAA